This is a messenger RNA of Trichomonas vaginalis G3, 840 nucleotides long. RefSeq names its product phage tail repeat-like family. NCBI's taxonomy places the organism in Eukaryota, Parabasalia, Trichomonadida, Trichomonadidae. Bases 1 to 840 code for a protein of 279 amino acids. The transcript has a single exon. The record is from RefSeq and is a predicted model, not a curated record.
AUGAAAGAAAGGGUUGACUGGUACCAUGAAUGGACAUCGAAGACUUUUAAAGUUAAAGCCGAUACAGGAUGGGUUUCAGGAUGUUUAGACCUUAAAGCAGAUAAAACUUAUGUUAACGAUGAGUUAGAGAAGAAAGCAGACAAGAACCAUACACAUACAAGUUUUACAACUGUUGCUAUAGAAAGUAUUGAAGGAACGGUUGAAGAAACUGGUGGGGAUGCAAUAUAUUGUAAACCUCCUAACUUUCCACAAGGUUUAACAUCGGAUGACGACAUAACGACGAUGGGAAACAUUAGAUGUAAAGAUGUUUAUGUCAUGAAGGAUGAACAUAAUAUUAAAUUCACUGCUCAAGAUUUAUAUGACAAGAAAGCAGACAAAACAGAGCUUCAAACAUUAAAGACAGAAAUACUUCAAACAUUAUAUCCUAUAGGCUCUAUUUAUACGUCAAUGAACUCUACCAGACCAGAAGUAGUACUUGGUUUUGGAACUUGGACUCAAAUAGUCGACAGGUUUUUGUAUUGUGCAAACUCUUCAAAGGAAACAGGUGGAAGUAAAACGAUUUCAGGUGAAAAUUUACCUGCACAUAGUCACUACAUAGAUUUAAGUACAUCUCAAGCAGGUUGGCAUAAGCAUAAAUUUUGGGAUUGGUCAGCAAUGACAAAAGGUAAAGGAUAUGAUGUUAAAGACAACGUUCAGUUUGCUAUAAAUUGUUUCUGGGGUAACACUCAGGGAGAUGGAAACCAUACACAUCGCGUUUCGGGAUAUACGCAAACAACGGGACAAAGUAAAGACUACAUGCCACCUUACAUGACAGUUUACGCAUGGUAUAGAAAUGCUUAG